UUCAGCAAGAAGCUCGGCCUCGAAUGACCCAGCCUGGGCCCGCAUCUCCUGCCGCUGCAACGGAACAAGCGCGCAGAAAGCAAACGCUGGAAGGAAAGGAGGAGGCGCUUGCGAAGCCCAACCUGCGGAAGGCUGCCCUCCUCUUUUCGCUCCCCCUUUACUCUUUCCUCCUUGCCUUCGCUCCAUUCCGGGUUCUUGCAGGUCGGGUCUUCCCAAAGGGGGCUGCUGGGCCAAGAUCAUGGUGCCUGAGUUGGAGAAAGAAACUGUCCGGAUGAAAGAUCCUGAACAAGUGAAAAAGAUUGUGUCAAGGCUCAAAAAGGGAGGAGCAGUCCAACUUCAGGUAAUUUCUGAUUUCGACAUGACUCUAACUCGCUUUGGGUUCAAUGGACGACGCUGCCCCACCUCUCACAAUAUUAUAGAUAACAGCCGGGUCAUCAGUGAAGAAGGCAAAAAAAGGCUUAAAGAUCUGCUCCACUAUUACUACCCUAUUGAAAUUGACCCCUACCGGACUGUAGCGGACAAACUGCCCCUCAUGGUAGAAUGGUGGACAAAGGCCCACGAUCUUUUGUCCCAGCAGAAGAUUCUGAAAAGUGACAUCAGCCAGAUAGUGAAAGAAUCGGACGUCAUGCUCAGAGAUGGCUUCAACGUUUUCUUCAACCAGCUGUACCAGAGCCAGGUUCCCCUGUUCAUCUUCUCAGCUGGUGUGGGCGACGUGCUGGAGGAAAUCAUCCGUCAGGCUGGCAUGUUCCACCCCAACGUCAAUGUGGUCUCCAACUAUAUGGACUUCGAUGACGAUGGCGUCCUGAGGGGUUUCAAAGGGCCCUUGAUCCAUACCUACAACAAGAACAACACUGUUCUGAAGAACACGGAGUAUUUCCAGCAGCUGUGCAUGAAGACCAACAUCUUACUUCUCGGGGACUCCAUGGGUGACCUCAGUAUGGCCGAUGGGGUUGCCAAUGUGGAGAAUAUCCUCCGAGUCGGCUUCCUGAACGACAAGAUAGAGGAACAGCGAGAAAAGUACAUGGAGGCCUAUGAUGUUGUGUUGGAGAAGGAUGAGACUCUCGACGUGGCCAAUGGCAUCCUUCAGUUCAUCCUGGCUAAAACCUGAGCCUCGCAGCACAAUGCCCUCUAAUGACAAUGCCGCCUUUGUGGAGGGUACAUGUGCUGUGUGUGUGUGUGUGUCUGUGUGUGUGAGAAAGAGAGAGAGAGAACAUGAGGUGAUUCCUCAAUACCCUACUAUCUCUUGAUGUGUUGCAGAUACAUACCCACAUCACCCCACUUUUAGAAUUGUAGAACCUGUGCUGCAACAAGCUGAGGGAUAUCCCACUAUGGUCCCCAUUAAAGCUGAAUCCUGUUUCUAAGGAGACAUGCAGUCAGCUUGUCUGCUGACCAAAAUACAGAAUUUGGGGGUCAGCAAUCAUGUGAGCCAAUGCUUAACACUCUUUGUUGGGGGCCCUGUGUUUCGUUAUGUUAACCAGUUCUUAGAGGGGAGCGAGAUGCACUCAAACUGCUGUCCACACUUGGUCCCCAUUAAUGCUGGCUCUGUAGAAAUCAUUUUAGACCUGAGUGCUUAGUGAGGCCCAGUUUGCAGAAGGCCAGUUGUGUGGCCUGGCUCUUGCGUAUGCAAAUCCUGACAGUUUGCGCACCCAUUGCAUUUGCUCAUGUGCACUGCAGUUGUACCUAUGGUAGUAAAUGUACACAACCAGGGAGCAUUCAGCCUGUCAAACUUAAAGCAAAUUCUUGCAAAAAGGCAUUGCAGGUUUGCAGACUGAUUUCCAUAGACAAGUUGUAAUGAAGCAGGGACGUCACGGUUCCUCAAUAAGCCACGUGACUCUAGGUUCUUGUAUGCCUUUCUCAGUUUCCUCAGCAUCUCACCACUUACAUCCAAUAUCUUCUUUCAUGUAUCAUUUCAGUUGUGUAGCACAAAGAGGGAGAAAUGGCCACUACCUAGCCUGCUCUAUGAAUUGUCCCAUACUACUACUCCCCUCUAUAUUUUUACCUUAUAUUGCUCCUGAUCUCCUAGAUGCAAUGGAAGACAAGACCCCUGUAUUUUUAAGCAAAUGUAGAAAGGGAAAUCCUUGUCAGGCAGGAGGAGAUUUGGCUCUGAAGAGGAAGUGGGAGGUGCCUGAUAGGCUAGCCCCAACAAAAUCAUUCAUCUUUGAGAACGGUAAUAGUGGACAGAUCAGAGAUUGCCUUAUUGGUUGAGACCUCUGGAUGGCAACAAGGACAGACACCUGGAAGUUGCAGAAAGUGCAGUUUGUUAUGCAGGACUGAAAAAAAAACCCGUGUUUUAUCAGCCAGAAUUCCCUCUGCUACACAAAUCUGAAAGGUGAGGCAGCAGACUACACAAAAUCGUUUUGUCCCAUUAAAACAUAAAAUAAAUCUUAGAAAGAUAAUGUUAAAAGAUUCAUUCUCAAAAAAUUACAAGAUUUCUUUUGCACUGCAUUUUGGUUUCACAAAACACAAUUUGUUUUCAAAAGCAAAUUUUAAAAUAUACUGGGGGGGGGAGGUUGUCUUGGAAUCCAAACAAGUUAAAUUGUUUUAUUCAAAAGAUGAAUAAAGACAAUAAAGAUUUCCUAUUUUGAAAAA
Messenger RNA from Eublepharis macularius, 2589 nucleotides. It is a transcript of the gene NT5C3B, whose product is annotated as 5'-nucleotidase, cytosolic IIIB. The transcript has 9 exons. Gene Ontology annotation, cellular component: cytoplasm. The coding region runs from base 239 to 1108 and encodes 289 amino acids. Gene Ontology annotation, molecular function: magnesium ion binding; 5'-nucleotidase activity. The record is from RefSeq and is a predicted model, not a curated record. Lineage: Eukaryota; Metazoa; Chordata; Lepidosauria; Squamata; Eublepharidae.